AUGUCACGCCAGUUGGCGGUGGGCACGUGUGAGAUCGUGACGCUCAACAGAGACAGCAGCGUGCCCAGGCGCACCAUCGACCGUCAGACUGCCCGCUGUGCCUGCAGGAGAGGCCAGAUCGCUGGCACCACGCGAGCCAGGCCUGCCUGCGUCGACGCGCGUAUCGUGAGGGGCAGACAGUGGUGUGAGAUGGCACCCUGCUUGGAGGGGGAGGUGUGUGGCCUCCUCUUCAACCGCUCUGGCUGGACCUGUACCAAAGGCAGUGGCCGUAUCAAGACAGUCACGUUGUAUAAGGAGUAA
Salvelinus namaycush (lake trout) is the source of this 300-nucleotide messenger RNA. RefSeq names its product chemokine-like protein TAFA-5. Lineage: Eukaryota; Metazoa; Chordata; Actinopteri; Salmoniformes; Salmonidae. The coding region runs from base 1 to 300 and encodes 99 amino acids. The record is from RefSeq and is a predicted model, not a curated record. The transcript is spliced from 4 exons.